UCACUUGGCCGCUGUAAGGCCGCCAGUGGCCCUGGUCGUCCUGCCAUUCCCACACAGCUAUCAUGGGUUGGGACUGACUCACGGAGCCGGACGGGUUCGCGGCGGAGACCGAGGGCCCGUUCCUGGAGCCGUUUACCCUGGCACAGGAACCAGACACAAUCGCCAUAAUGGGCCCCGGUCAGCGUAGCUUGAUGCUAACAACAACUAGGAUUUGCUUCGCUCUACGAAGAAAGAGUGAGCUAGCUAGGCUAAGCUAGGCUAGGCUAGCUGGGUUCGUUAAAGAACACCAUGAUGAACCCUUUAAAAUCCCCUCAAUUGCACCAGACACAACUCCGAAUGAUGUUGAAACGAGUAUUCAAGCGCAUAUUGGCAAAAAUGUCGAAGCGAAGAGCAAAGCUAAGCGUUUGGAGUAUUAGCUUUGUGACAGCAGUGUUGCCAGGAUGCUUUUCGACCCUUUGCUGCUGCCUUCAUGAACAAUCAGACAGUUACUGAUGAUGACCAGGAAAGGCUGUUGUUGAAUAUGCCAGCAGCAGUCUUCUUCAUUCUCAUGGCUGUCAACACACACAAGAUUGGCCUGUCAUGGAGCAUGUUUCAUGGAUGGAUGCAUGGAUUGAUGGAGCACAGCAUUAAUCACCGCCUGCACAGACAUCAUCUACCCAGAAGCACUAACAGGAAGCCGUAUAUGUUGAAUGAGGCGUGCUUGCGAGACUCCUCUCCUCAGUAAGGUGAGCACGUUCACUUUGAAGGGACUUCAUAAGGAGGACAAGCCAACAUCUAAGCUACCGUGUCCAGACAUCUAGUUCAGGGAUCUGUGCGCACAAAGACCGCGAGAAGAAGAAAAGGAGACUCCAUUCAUUGAAGGAACAACGAUAGAGUCGAGUUCAUCGGACUUGGCUGGCGUUCAGACUCCGUCAACCGAGGAUGCUGAAGUGAAAUGGAGUGAAAUGGAAUAAGCCGCAACUCACUGGACUUCUUGCUCGUUCCUUAUUUUUUGGUUCGGAGAGCGACCCACUAACUAUCUAACCAAGCGCGUCCAGAACCUGGUACAACGGAUCGUUUCCUUCUCUCCCCCCAAAAAGCACUUCCAGCCUUCCUCCCAGGUGGCUCGCAAGUGUAGCCCGGGGAAGUGAGUGACAGCUCGGACACAGCUGUGCGUAAUCGUCCGGUCCCUCCUUCCACCUCCACGGAAGUCUAUUUUUAUUUUAUCCUCUUAUUUUAUUGUGAUUCACAAAACUUUACAACCAUAUUAAGACAGGGGAAGGCUAUUUUUGCGUGCCAUUUCUGAUUUUUGGAGACGUUUCUCGGAACUUCACGAGGGGGCACAAACGCUCUAGUCUAGCCGGGGCGAGGACGCUGAUCGGCGCCGAGAAGCGCGGAGGGACCGCCAUCUAUCCAUCACAUCGUUGACUGAGAUCCAGACAGCCCUCAGAGGGACUGCACCCAAGAGGUGUCCACUCAUUCUGGGAUUAAACCACCACCUUUCCUGGGGGAUUCUACCAUGUCAGGUGCAGUGGAUUGCACAUGGACGCUCGUCGUUUUCGUGGCGGGGCUUUCAUGUGCUCUUGCAGGGAAAGUCUCCCCGACCAGUUCCGAUGCCCUCCUCAGCUCCUCGGCGGUGACAGCCAGUCCUUUGCCCCCCAGCGUCUACCUGCCGGCCAACUUCAAAAUGUCCAAUGCACAGCUCGCCUUCUUUCUGCGCGAGGCCCAGGUCUCCGGACAGAAUGUGCGUUCCAGCAGCGCUCCCAGCAUCGGACACCCUCUGCAGCGCUCGGAGAGUUUUGUGGUUUUUCAGACAAAAGACCUCCCCGCCAUCAACAUCAGCUUUGGGCCUUUUGCCCGAGACCAGGCGCUGUCUAAGGAGUUGCUCCAGCCAACCAGUCCACUGGAAAUUCCUGGCCAGCUGACAGUCAACUGGAAGGUACGAGCCUUCAUUGUCCAGUCGAGGGUGUUCUCCAACAACCCGAUGGUGCAGGUGUUUUUCUACAUCGCCGGCCGGGACUGGGACGACUUCAAGGCACAGGACAAGCUGCCGUGUGUCCGCCUGCAUGCCUUCCGAGACGUGCGGGAGAUUAAAACAUCCUGCCGCAUGAAAGGCAACCUGGCACAGUGCUUGGCCCAACUGGAGCUGCCGCCGUCCUGGUUUAACACCAACGUGGCCCCCCUGGGCCGCCGGAAAGGCUCUGGGGAUGGACUCUUGGAUGGGCUCACCAGUGAGACCCUCCAGACAGAGCUCUACUACACACUGCACGAGCCAGACGUGGAGGGCGAAUGUGGGGAGACCUCGGGCCACAGGGCCGGCGCUGGGUCCAGGGGGGAGCCUCUGUCGCAGCACCCCCUGCUGCGCAUCGGCAGCAUCAGCCUGUAUCAGGCCAGUCAGGAGCAGCUGCUGGUGGACAAGCAGCUGGACAAGAACAUGUUCCUCAGGCUGCCAGAGAAGCCUCUCAAGCCUGGAGAGACGCUCAAGAUUUUCUUGUACUUGAUGCCCAACUCCACCGUGGAACAGUUCACUCUCAAGGUGAAAGCCAAGAAAGGGGUAAACCUGAUCCAGACCAAGUCCAAGAGCGCCCAGUGGAAGGUGGAAUGGGAGGUUCUUUCCGGCGCCAAGCAUUCCAUCACCACCAUCGACGUGAAUAAGAACAAAGCCGUCAAGCAAGGGGACGUUUUGGGGAACGCCGAGGUGAUGCAGUUGGACUUCGAGAUGGAGAACUUCACCAGCCUGUCAGUGACCAGACGCAUCAACUGGAACAUCGACUACAAGGGCCAGAGCCCGGCCAGCGAGUCGGAGAAGGUGGUGACCGAGUUGACGGUGGUGCAGCGGGACAUCCAGGCCAUCCUCCCUCUGGCCAUGGACACGGAGAUCAUCAACACUGCCAUCCUGACGGGCCGGACGGUUGCCAUCCCCGUCAAGAUGGUCUCCAUAGAGAUGAACGGGGUGGUUACGGACGUCUCGGCCUUUGUGCAGUGCAAGUCGUCCAACGAAGACAUUGUUAAGGUCUCCAUGAAUUGCGACUACGUGUUUGUCAACGGCAAGGAGACCCGAGGGUCCAUGAACGCCAGGGUCAUCUUCAGCUACGAGCACCUGAGCGCACCAUUGGAGCUGACCGUGUGGGUGCCCAAGCUCCCCCUGCAGGUGGAGCUGUCGGACAACAACCUGAGCUUCAUCAAAGGAUGGCGGGUCCCCAUUCUGCCUGACAGAAGGAGCACCAGAGACAGCGAUGCAGACGAAGACGAUGACGAACGCCGGGUGAGCCGAGGAUGCACCCUGCAGUACCAGCGUGCCCUGGUCAAAGUCCUGACCCAGUUCCACACCACGUCCACCGAGGGCACGGACCAAGUCAUCACUAUGCUGGGACCCGAAUGGCAGGUGGAUGUCACGGACCUGGUACAGGACUCGCUGAAGGUGGCGGACCCCCGGAUAGCAGAGCUGGUGGACAGGACGGUCCUGGUGGGCCUGGAGCUGGGAUCCACCGCGUUGAAGGUGGACUCUCCUCUGGCUGUGGACGCCGUGCUGGGACAGACGGCCUUCUCUGUCACAGACGACAAGGUUUCCAUCACUGAGCUCCGUGUCCACACCGUUUCGGGCCUGACCCUGUCGCUGCAGCCCAGCCCCGGCAACAGCCACACCAUGGUUGCCAAGGCAACAGGCCUGCAGACGCUCACCGCUCCCAAACAGGAGGCCAGUCUGUCCGUCUGGAUGCUCUUCAGCGACAACACGGCCGCCACCCUGACCUACUUCGAUCCCAAAGACUACAACUUCAAUGCCUCCUCGCUGGACGACAAGGUGGCGUCAGUGUCCCAAGAGCCACAGCAGCGUUGGCCCGUGGUGGUGGCGGAAGGCGAAGGCUCCGGCGAGAUUGUGCGUGUGGAGAUGACGAUCUGCGAGGCCUGCCAGAAGACCAAACGCAAAAGCAUCAUCGCCUCGGCCGGCGUCUAUGUCAAGGUCCGCUUUGGCCCGGACGACGACUUUGAAGAGGAGGUGACCACCGAAGGGGAGAUGGAGUUAGCCCCCUUUACCAGGCGUCCCAUCCUUGAUCCCAACAUGAGCGGGAGGAUUUACGAGACGUCUAACGAGCAGCCUGCCAGCGUUCCCAUCGAUUACACCAGCUUCCCCACCAUUAGCAACCAGGAGCAGCCCACUGAGACCGACGACGAAGAGGAGGAGGAGGAGGAAGAUGAUGACUUUGUACACUCGCGUCGCAACAUGACCGACCUGGAGAUUGGCAUGUACGCCCUCCUGGGGGUCUUCUGCCUCGCCAUCUUGGUGUUUCUCAUCAACUGUAUCGUCUUUGUGCUGAAGUACCGCCACAAGCGGAUCCCCCCGGAAGGGCAGGCCAACAUGGACCACUCCCACCACUGGGUCUUCCUGGGCAACGGCCAGCCGCUGAGGGCCCAGUGCGACCUGUCGCCGCAGCAGGUGGAAAGCCCCGGUAAUACCUUGGAAGGCGUCCAGACGUGCUGUCAUGGCGACCACCACAGCAGCGGCAGCUCCCAAACAAGCGUGCAGAGCCAGGUGCACGGGCGCGGCGACGGCAGCUCCGGCGGUUCCACCAAGGAGGCCGGCGAUGAUGCCAGCUCACCCACGUCCAAGCGCAAGAGAGUCAAGUUCACCACCUUCACCACGCUGCCCACCGAGGACCUGCCCUACAACUCCAUCCCCAUCGCCGAUGAGGAGGACAUUCAGUGGGUGUGUCAGGACAUGGGCUUCCAAGACCCCGAGGAACUGCACGACUACAUGCGCAGAAUAAAAGAAAUUGCCUGAGAGCCGAGGCGCCCCUUUCUUCUUUCUAUCAUUUCCUUUCCACCUCAGUGAAAGACCAGCUUUCACAGACUCAAAACAGAUUUUGGUUAGCGUUUGUUCUGUUUAGUUUGCACAGUGCUGUAAUCGUAAACACGCUCACACUCGCCACCAACGGAGUUUCAAGGAAGACAAAAGCAGGAGACCAUCGGAAGCCAAAGACUCCACCGAGAGGACGGGUGAUCUUGCGGGAUCUCAGCCCGACGCCGGCUUCAUUGGGCUUCAGUGGAAGUGAACACGAGUGUACGAGCUCCGAACAAAGAGGCCUUUGAUGAACGCGCUCCAAAAUACUGUCAAAGACGCUCAUGAAAAGCUAUUUUCAAGGUAUUUUUUUGGUUUUGCCAAAGUAGGAAAAGAGUUCAUGGCAGUACUUUUUCCCCAUUGUCCGUUGUGUCGCUGCACAGGUAUGACUUCUACUCAUUGCUUACACUUUUCUACAAGCUGUCGCCGCCACACUACUACUACUCGUACUACUACUAUUGCUACUACUACUACUACUACUACUACUAGUACUACUGCUCUCCUUUGGCCCCGGAACAAUUCCAAUGCCUUACAACCACACAGGUCACAGUUCACUGGUAUCGGCGAGGCCGGACGCCGUGUGGAGCGUCUUACUCUGUAGCAAGCAGCUUUGCAUAUUGUCUUUGAUCUUUGCAUGGACGGAGGCACAAUCACUUAUUAUUAUUAUUAUUAUUAUUAUUAUCAUUAUUAUUAUUAUUAUUUCUCCCACCCAUCACCUAAAUUUGUAAAUGUUUGUACGGUACGAAUAUAAUCAUGCAUUAUGCGCAUGCCAUGAUGAUGCCACAUACGUGCAAACAUUCCUCUCUGGCGUAUAUAUAUAUAUAUACUGUAUAUAUACACAUACGUAUAUACUGUAUAUAUACUGUAUAUACUGUAUAUAUAUAUACACAUAUAUACUGUAUAUCCAGACAGCGGCUUGCACUGACAGAAAGCGCCAUAAAACUUGUAGCUGUUGUGUUUUUUAAAAACUGUUUGACUGUUAAAGUUGACCCCCCCCCACCCCCACCCCCACCCAAAAAAAUAGUUUUUAUGAUCAAGCUGGAGCACAAUAUCCUCUGAUCUCCACGUCAGUCCACGAGGAAGGCCACUGAAGACAUGGUGUGUGGGGGUUUUUUUCUCAUCUUUUGUCUUUUUUACAUGAAAUACUUUGUAAAAAUACUUCUUACAAAGUAUUGGGAUGCAAACGAGAGACGGGAUGUCUGUGUGUGUCGCAUGUCAUCUGGGUGAUGUGUAAUCUAGAUUAAAUGUAAUGUAUGAAAUCUGUGUCAUUUUGCAACUUGGGUCCUUUGUUAUCUGGGUAACAUGUCAUCUAUGUAACAUAUAAUCUGGUUAAACCGGGUUAUAUGUAAUCUGGCUCUCACUGUGAAUCCAGGUAACAUCAUGUCGGUAACAAUCUCAUUCGUAAUCUGGGGUGAUUGGGCUAACACGUGAGUGUAGUCUGAUCAACAUGUGAUCUAAAUUUAUAAUCUGGGUAACAUUCAAUCUAAUCAAUGUAAUCUGCAUUAUAUGACAUUAAGUGAUCAAAGUCGGAUUUAAUCUGGGUAACGUGUGAUUGAUGGUUGGCCUACAUGCAAGCAUGGUAACAUAAUCUGGAUAAAAUGUAAUACGGGUUAUUCUGGCUCCCAUGUAAUGUGUGUUAUAUAUAAUAUGGAUACAGUGACAUGUAAUCUGGGUAACAUUUGUAAUUCAGGGAAAUAUGUAAUAUCUCAUAAUCUGAAUUAUUUGUUAUCUUGGGCAGAUGCAAUUGGAGUAACAUGUCAACUCAGUAGUUUGUAAUCUAGACGACAUGUAGUCUGAGCAACAUGUCAUUUGUGUUCCUUUUAGUCAUAACAUAAUCUGUAUAACUUUCAAUCUGGAGUCAUUUGUCAUCUGGCUAAUUUGUAAUCUGUGUCUCAUCUAAUCUGGAAAACAAUCUAGGAAAUAUGGAUGACACAUAAUCCAGCUCCAUCAUCCGCGUGUCAUGUGAUCUGGGUUGCGUGUCAUCUGGAUUAGGUGUCAUCCGCCCGGACGUCAGGUUCAUCAGGUUGUUGAUGAGAUGGAUGUGACAGACACAGGUUGUUUUGAAGUAAUGCUCCGCAGUGGCGGCUCCGGAAGGGAAGCAAAUGAAAUCCAUGUCCAAGCUCGGUUUGCGGCAUGACAGCGGAGCUAAUUGUGCUUUUAAUUGCUGUCGCUCUUUAUAGUCUUUAGCGUUUUAGCAGAGAGCACUUUAAAGGUUCUUUAAGAUAAUCAAACAAGCUCCUUUUUUCCACACACUAAUGAAGCAAACCAUGAGAUGAAAUAUCCUUUUUUUCCUUUCUUGUGUCACUUUUUCUCUUUUACUUCAAACUGCUUCAAAGGGCUCGGCGAGGUCUGAAGGCCGGCUGAGAGAUUUAAGAGGGGACAGCGAUAAAGAACCACAUGCGGCAUCUGAUCUCCGCUGCACUGGUGCUUUCAUUGAAGACCCAGUCCGGAAUUGUCUUAUGCAAAAACCCAAGUUUGCAUUUUGAAAUCAUCACUCACCAUUUCAUUUGAAGGACAACAUCUCUAUUUCAUUAGUCAACAAAACAUUUUGCCCUGACGAACGUGCACCCGGGGAGCAAUGACCUCCUCCAAAACCAAUUUUAAAAAAUGCAUAUUUUAUGUCUUAUGGAUCGGCUCUGGGGUUUUGUCAACCUUGGCAGCUUUUGAAUAACCUUCAACAACCAAACUGCUUGGCUUUGACUAGGGCUGUCAACUCUUUUCAUCGGAUUAAACACAGUUUUCAAAUGAAUUAAUCAUGAUUAAUUACCAUUUGCAACAACAGUCGUUCUGUUCAAAUUUUGAGGCUUCAGUCUGUCACAGUUUUUAAAGGGGACCUAUUAUCCUCAUUUUUCGACCCUGUGUAUUGAGUUGUGGACUCCUAUGGAGAAGCUACACACAAUAACCCUCACAGAAAAUCUUCUCAAUCUUCCAGAAUCUGCACCUAUUCCAGCUGUAUUUCCUUGGAUUUGUGCUUCCCACCAAAACAGUCUGUUUUAAUUUAUUCCACCCACAUUCUGUUUCCGGGCACGCCCACUUCGCUGUUAUUGGUCACGCGUUCAAAGUGCUUCCGAACUACGAACGAACCCCACUUUCUAAUUUAGUGGGUAUAGGAGUUGAGUCUUUGGGAGCUUGCCCGAGGAGGAGCACUCAUUGUCGGACACACUUUGUCAGCUGCGUUUACUAACUGCAGACAAACACUGGUAGUGGAAGUGUGAUCAUUACCCAUUUUUUGAGGGACUACCAGACAUCUGUGAGCACUGUGGUUCUGACCACCUCCAUGUGUCCGACAUGAAUGCACCUUUCCUGGUGAAAGUAACUACAUUCAUACGUAGGUCAGAAAAGUGGAAAAAGUAUAAUAGGUCCCCUUUAAAAAUAUAUGAGUGAAUAAGUCGUGCUUUUUUCUGGUUGAAUACGGCUAAAUGAAGUGAAAUACAAAUAAGACAUUCAGAAGACGCAAUUAAAGACAUUGUGAUGAUAUGUAGUAUGUUUCAGUGAGACACACAAGCACCAGACUUGACCCCCGGAACAAAACGUGCUUUUAUGGCUGGUUUAAAUUCUCUCACAGCAACCACAAUAAUCCCUAACAAGAAUCCCUCAUAAAAACACAGGCUACUGUUGCAGGCGUAACCCUCACCAAGAUAAAACUUAAACCCCAACCUCACUUCGUGUACACCCGCCUCCCCUAGGGAACCCAUUUUUGGCAACACAUAAAAACACUGGUCUUAUUUUGUCUUAUUGUGUCUACUAUAUUGGGUAAUAUGAGUGUAAGGGUGAUAAUCGGGUAGUUAUUUAAAGUCAUUCAUGUUUAAAAAUAAAAGUACUUUACUUACAAACAUGUUUUCUGUGCUCUAACCACAAAAAUAUUUCAGUUCCUAAUACAUCUGGAAGCAAUGUCUGGGAUUUUCAAGCACACUUAAUACUGAUAAGAAUAUCCACCUUUUGUGUUUCUCUGUCUUUCUCUUGACUUAGACCGCACAUACUACGUACACUGCAUGCAUAAUAAAGACGUGUUCCUGAAUGCACCUCCAGUGAGUUUGGUGUUGCGCUGUCCCGAGAAAGGACGGAGACACGUCUUUGUGGGUUGUAGGCACAUACGCUAUACGGUGUUGGAACCGCACCGCUGUAGAGGUGUGCAGGUCAGAAUAAAGAGUCAAACUCUGACUGCGUGGGGACCUUACACUGUGCCUCCAUCCAGGCGUGGCUUGCCUGGAUGACUCGAACAAUAUCAACCUAAUGUAUGCGUUAUUUUUGACAGCCCUAGUUUUUCCACAAAACCUUGUCGGUAAUCUGGUGGAUGUGGUGUACAUGCAUAUAGAUCAGGGGUCGGGAACCUUUUUGGCUAAGAGAGCCAUGAAGGCCAGAUAUUUUAAAAUGUGUAUCUGUGAGAGCCAUAUACAUUUUUUUAAACAUUGAAUGCAAUAAAAUGUGUGCAUUUUUAUGUAAGACCAACAGUUUUAGAUAUAAUGGGCUCUAAUUAUGUAGACCAGGCACACUACCCCACGCCAAUGGGGUGUGGCCAGCAUACUUUCAUGAGCAGCGCAGUGUCUAAUAAUAAAUCUAAUACUUGUUGCCAUUAAUACAACUUCUGCUGCUGCAUAAUUUUGCACCAUACUCAGUAUAUUUCAUUCUUUUGGCCAUCUUCGUCAGAAGGCUUGGUUCUGCAGCUUUAGCUAGGUGACUAUUUGACUAAAGGAGGAAAGUCUACAUUUACAUGUUGACAUCUCAAUGACCGAGGUAGACUACCGCAUUACCCAGUAAUAAUCAAGUUUUGGUGUUUGACCUGGAAAAUAUCAUCAGGAAAGAUAGAUAUGGUUGGCCGUAUUGCAGUAGAAAAUAGAUGGACGAAUUAAAAUGCAUAAGAAAGUUGUUGAUUAUUUUUAACAGUCAUUUCUGUGAUGUUUACUUUAAAAUGUUAGCAAAAAUACAUUUUUAUUGAAGAAACGCUUGAGAGCCAGAUACAGUCAUCAAAAGAGCCCUACCUGGCUCCCGAGCCAUAGGUUCCCUACCUCUGAUAUAGAGUCUAGACCCGUUCAUGCAUCUGGAUUGGGGCUUUAAAGUGUUUUCUGCAUGCGUUGUUGAAAAAGUUACCCCUCAUGUUUGGCUCUCAAAGGAUGAAUGUAGGCUUCCCAGUAAAUCCAUCACUUCAUAACAACGAAACCAAGCUGGCUGCUUCACUGUAAAUCCUGUGAGAACAGAUGACGUGUCUACCAGCACCUUCUUCUUGGGUUUUAUGUAAAUAUGUUGCCAUGUUUCACUUCUUCAUGUUCUGCCUUUUCAUUUUGUUUUUGUAACGCUGCUGAGGUGUUUUUUUCUUUUUUUUCUCACAAGCUGCUACUAGAAAUGUAGUCACCGCCUGCCGCCACACACACACACACACACACACACACCACGUUGUUCAUGUACAGAGCACUGAUCUAUUUCCUGUAUUCUCUUGCAAACAAAUCCUUGUAUUUUCCUGUUAUAUGUAAAAUACUAAAGAAAAUGCAAUACAGCACUAAAGGUGUGAUGGUUUUUAUUAUUAUUAAAACUGAAGUGUUCUGGCGGUGGGUGUCACGUGUUCAGAAGGCUUCGGACCGGAAGUGCCGGACAUCCCUUCAGUACUAC
Messenger RNA from Doryrhamphus excisus (bluestripe pipefish), 10420 nucleotides. Lineage: Eukaryota; Metazoa; Chordata; Actinopteri; Syngnathiformes; Syngnathidae. The record is from RefSeq and is a predicted model, not a curated record.